This is a messenger RNA of Nicotiana attenuata, 630 nucleotides long. RefSeq lists its product as uncharacterized. The record is from RefSeq and is a predicted model, not a curated record. Bases 1 to 630 code for a protein of 209 amino acids. The transcript is spliced from 2 exons. Lineage: Eukaryota; Viridiplantae; Streptophyta; Magnoliopsida; Solanales; Solanaceae.
AUGGAACGUUAUGCAUCAGAGAAAAUACUUAUAGCACAAGUUGGACUAACUGCAGCUAAACCAUCGACUACACCAAUUGAUACCAAUGUUAAGCUCACAACAAAAGAAUAUGAUGAGCACACUUCAAAGAAUGACAUAUCAGUCGAAGACUCUACAGCAGAUCAGACAGUCUUGUAUCUAACAAUUACUAUACCAGAUAUUAUAACCUAUGGAGUUCAAGCUCUAAGUCAAUUCCUUCAGCAACCAAAGAAAUCUCAUAUGGAAGAUGCGUUAAGAAUUGUGAAAUAUGUGAAGAACAAUCCAGGACAAGGUAUACUGUUAUCAAGUCAAUAUAUCAACACUGUCACAACAUAUUGUGAUGCAGACUGGGCAGCUUGCCCAAUCACUAGGAGAUCUGUUACAGGUUCUUUUUUAUCAAACUCUGUGAUCUUCGCAUUUGCGAAGGAGCUCUCUGCAAAUGCGACCUCCUUCGCAAAUGCGAGCUCGCAAGUGCGAGCCCUUGCAUCGCAAUUGCGAGAACAAGGAUUUGGCUUUGCUGAUCGCAAAUGCGAUCUCUUUGUUCGCAAAUGCGAAAAUGGGCAGUCGCAAAAUGCGACUUUUCCUUCGGAAAUGCGAGACCUGGGAAAAUAG